AUGGAAGGGUCGUCUUCAAGAGGAAGUCAGAACAACGAGACCAACGAAGAGAAUGGGAACAAGAGGGGAUCGCGGUCACGAUGUGAUCCACACCGGUACCGAGGAAUCCGGAGGCGCCCUUGGGGCAAGUUCGCGGCCGAGAUCCGAGACCCCUCGAGGGACGGCGCCCGCCUCUGGCUCGGGACCUUUGAAACAGCAGAGGAGGCUGCCCGCGCCUAUGAUCGGGCUGCCUUCGCCUUCCGAGGCCAUUUGGCCAUCCUCAACUUCCCCAACGAGCAACAAUACUACAGUCAGAAUGGCCACUAUGUCUCCGGCCACCACAGUUCUUUCUCAGCAUCCCCGUCGCUGUCGUCUCCGUCAUCGUACUCUUCAGCGGGUUCGUUAUCGUCGACUGUGUCAGCUCCCGCAGAGCUGUCCAGAGAUGUGGUCGAAUUCGAGUAUCUAGACGAUAAGUUGUUGGACGAACUACUGAGGUCGCACAGCGACAUGUAGGGUAAAUGCAGGUUGUUGAGGUCAUA
Messenger RNA from Rhodamnia argentea, 518 nucleotides. Its product is annotated as ethylene-responsive transcription factor ERF098-like. Gene Ontology annotation, molecular function: DNA binding; DNA-binding transcription factor activity. The record is from RefSeq and is a predicted model, not a curated record. Gene Ontology annotation, biological process: ethylene-activated signaling pathway; regulation of DNA-templated transcription. Lineage: Eukaryota; Viridiplantae; Streptophyta; Magnoliopsida; Myrtales; Myrtaceae. Bases 1 to 492 code for a protein of 163 amino acids. The transcript has a single exon.